Messenger RNA from Condylura cristata (star-nosed mole), 8768 nucleotides. RefSeq names its product DENN/MADD domain containing 4C (gene DENND4C). Gene Ontology annotation, biological process: regulation of Rab protein signal transduction. The record is from RefSeq and is a predicted model, not a curated record. Bases 235 to 5961 code for a protein of 1908 amino acids. Gene Ontology annotation, molecular function: protein binding. Lineage: Eukaryota; Metazoa; Chordata; Mammalia; Eulipotyphla; Talpidae. Gene Ontology annotation, cellular component: cytoplasmic vesicle. The transcript has 32 exons.
CGAAGCUCGCGGCCGUUACCCUUUGCUGCUGGCUGCGCCCCUGGAGACUUAGCCCGAGAGGCCGCGCAGGCGCAGAUCGGCCCGUGGAGGCGGCGGCGGCCGCGGGAGCGAGUCCCCCGCCCGGCGCUGCCGAGGGUGCCCAGGCCGCGUACCCGGCGAUUUCAUGCCCCUGGGAGGGUCUACAUCGGUCUGCAGCUGAAGGAGAAGCGGGCGACAGGAAGUAAAACAGCAACCAUGAUAGAAGACAAAGGGCCUAGAGUGACAGACUACUUUGUCGUGGCAGGCCUCACUGAUACAUCUGUUCUUUUGGAUCAAGAAAUAAAUCGUUUAGAUACUAAGUCAACUGGACCUAAAGCCCCAAUUACAGACAUUGCAGUUAUUAUCAAAUCAGCUGGGGAAACAGUACCUGAAGGUUACACCUGUGUGGAAGCCACUCCAUCAGCUCUCCAAGCAAACUUGAACUAUGGAAGUCUGAAAAGCCCAGAACUUUUCCUUUGUUAUAAGAGAGGGAGAGAUAAACCACCCCUUACUGACAUUGGAGUUUUAUAUGAAGGAAAAGAGAGGCUUAUUCCAGGAUGUGAAGUGAUCCAAGCCACACCCUAUGGUCGCUGUGCCAAUGUCAACAAUAGUUCAACGGGUUCACAAAGAAUCUUCAUCACUUACCGAAGGGCUCCUCUAAUUCGACCUCAGAAUUCCUUGGCUGUAACUGAUAUCUGUGUUAUUGUAACCAGUAAAGGAGAAACCCCUCCUCAUACUUUCUGCAAAGUUGACAAAAACUUAAAUUGUGGAAUGUGGGGUUCCAGUGUGUUUCUGUGUUACAAGAAAUCUGUGCCUGCUUCUAAUGCAAUAGCAUAUAAAGCUGGUUUAAUUUUUAGAUAUCCAGAAGAUGAUUAUGAAUCAUUUCCACUCUCAGAAUCUGUACCUCUUUUCUGCCUUCCUAUGGGAGCGACUAUUGAAUGUUGGGAUUCCCAAACCAAAUAUCCGCUUCCAGUUUUUUCAACUUUUGUCUUGACAGGUUCUUCUGCUGAAAAGGUAUAUGGAGCUGCCAUUCAAUUUUAUGAACCUUAUUCACGGGAACUUCUAACAGAGAAACAGCUUAUGCAGUUGGGCCUGUUGACACCUGUGGAGAGAAAAGUGAUCUCCAAAUCCAUCAAUUCAAACAAAUGCAUUUGUUUACUAUCACACUGGCCUUUUUUUGAAGCUUUUAGAAAGUUUCUCAUGUUUAUCUACAAACUCUCUGUGUCUGGACCGCAUCCUCUUCCUAUUGAAAAAUACAUUUCACAUUUUAUGCAAAACAUCCCUUUUCCUUCUCCUCAAAGACCAAGAAUCCUUGUUCAGCUAUCAGUCCAUGAUGCCUUAAUAUUAUCACAGCCAGUUUCUACACCUUUACCAUUAAGUGGAGCCAAUUUUAGCACCCUAUUGAUGAAUCUGGGUCCUGAGAACUGUGCAACACUGCUGCUCUUUGUUUUACUUGAGAGUAAGAUUCUACUGCAUUCUCUUAGGCCAGCUGUGUUGACUGGAGUAGCCGAAGCUGUUGUAGCUAUGAUCUUUCCAUUUCAGUGGCAGUGCCCGUAUAUUCCCCUUUGUCCUCUCUCACUGGCUGCAGUGCUUAGUGCGCCUUUACCGUUUAUAGUUGGAGUUGACUCAAGGUAUUUUGAUCUUCAUGAUCCACCACAAGAUGUUGUUUGCAUUGACUUGGAUACAAACAUGUUAUAUAUGGCAGAUGAAAAGAAGAGCAUGAACUGGAAGCAGCUUCCAAAAAAACCAUGCAAAAAUCUACUUAGCACCUUGAAGAAAUUGUAUCCCCAGUUAUCUUCAGUUCAUCGAAAAACUCAAGAGGGUUCAGCAAUUGAGAUGACUCCAAUUGAAGCCGAUUUCUCUUGGCAAAAGAAGAUGACACAACUUGAGAUGGAAAUUCAGGAGGCGUUUUUGCGCUUUAUGGCAUCUAUUUUAAAGGGAUAUAGAGCAUAUCUCAAACCAAUCACAGAAGCUCCUUCAAAUAAAGCCACAGCUGCAGAUUCAUUGUUUGACCGACAGGGAUUUUUAAAAAGUCGAGAUCGCGCCUAUACAAAAUUCUACACCCUUUUAUCCAAAACACAGAUUUUUAUUCGUUUCAUUGAAGAAUGUAGUUUUGUAAGUGAUAAAGAUACCGGAUUGGCAUUUUUUGAUGACUGCAUAGAAAAGUUGUUUCCUGAUAAAGGCACAGAGAAAACAGAUAAGGUUGAUUUUGAUUCAGCAGAAGAUACCAAAUUGAUAGAGCUUGAUGAUUCACAGAAAAGUGAGCAUACUGUUUUCAUAAUGCCCCCAGAGCCACCUCCUGAUGAUGGAAAGGAGCUGCCAUCAAAGUACAGUUACAAAUACUUUCCAAGAUUGGACCUUAAGCUUUUUGACAGACCACAGGAGUUGAAACUUUGUUUUAGUAGACACCCUACUGGGAAUAGCAUUACAAACAGUCCAGCUCUCAUGGCUAAGAGAACUAAACAGGAGAUAAAAACAGCUCAUAAGUUGGCAAAGAGAUGUUACACAAAUCCACCACAAUGGGCCAAAUGUCUCUUCAGUCAUUGUUACAGUUUAUGGUUCAUUUGUCUCCCAGCCUAUGUUAGAGUUUCUCAUCCGAAGGUCAGAGCACUCCAGCAGGCAUAUGAUGUACUUAUUAAAAUGAGGAAAAUGGAUGUGGAUCCACUAGAUGAGGUUUGUUAUCGAGUAGUAAUGCAACUUUGUGGACUCUGGGGUCAUCCUGUUUUAGCAGUGAGAGUCUUAUUUGAAAUGAAAACUGCUAAGAUAAAGCCAAAUGCUAUUACUUACGGUUAUUAUAAUAAGGUAGUUCUGGAGAGCCCAUGGCCUAGUAGUACCCGCAGUGGUAUCUUCUUAUGGACGAAGGUACGGAAUGUGAUCCGAGGCUUGGCACAGUUUAGGCAGCCACUUAAAAAGACUGUGCAAAAGUCACAGGUUUCCUCAAUAUCAGGUGGUCAGUCUGAUCAAGGCUAUGGAUCUAAGGAUGAACUUAUAAAAGAUGACACAGAAAUACAUAUGCCUGAAGAACAAAUAGCAAGAGAACUGAUAAAUAAAACAAAUGUGCAGACAGAAGAAUUGUGUGAUCUUUCUGCUGUUGUGGUAAAACAUUCACAACCUAAUGCAGAGGCCCAGAGUCCUACUGAGCCCCCUGCUUGGGGCAGCAGUAUUGUGAAAUCUCCAUCUGGUAUAUUUGAUGUCAGUGGCAGGAAAAGCAGCACCGGUAGUAUAUCGAAUGUGCUAUUGUCUGCUCAAGAUCCAGGUGAAGAUGCAGUCUAUGGUGAAGUUACUAAUCUCAAGAAAAAUGGCGAUAGAGGAGAAAAAAGACAAAAACAUUUUCCAGAGAGGAGCUGUAGUUUUAGUUCUGAAAGUCGAGCAGGAAUGUUGCUUAAGAAGAGCAGUUUGGAUUUGAAUUCAAGUGAAGUGGCUAUCAUGAUGGGAGCAGAUGCCAAGAUUCUUACAGCAGCAUUGUCAUGUCCUAAUAAGACUUCUCCGCUUCAUCUUUCAAGAACCCAUAGCUUUGAGAGUGCUAACUAUCAUCCAGGUGAUACUAGGACUCAUAUGUCUGAAAGCAUGUGGGAUUCUGAGCACAGAUCUUCAGUAUUAGAGAUGCUUGAGGAAAGCCAAGAGCUCCUAGAGCCUGUGGCUGAUGACAACACAGCUAAAACUAGUAUGACAAAGGAUACGCAUGACAGUCUGCAAAAUCCUAUUAGCAAUGAUCAGUCCAUAGACUUAAACACAGGAUCCAAAGAUCUGAUGAAUAAGAGAAGUAGUUUAUAUGGUAUUGCUAAAGUUGUUGAGAGGGAGGAUGUUGAAACUGGACUAGAUCCUUUGUCUCUUUUAGCUACUGAAUGCACAGGAGAAAAAACACCUGAUUCUGAAGAUAAAUUUUCUCCACUUAUUGCCCGGAAUCUUGCUGAUGAAAUUGAAAGUUAUAUGAAUCUGAAAAGUCCUCUGGGCAGCAAGUCUUCUAGUAUGGAAUUGAACAGAGAGGGAAGCAAAGAGUCUGGCACUACCACUACAUUUAUUCACCCUUUAGAUAGGAGAUCAAGCCUACCUUUAGAUCAUAGCCCGCCAGCACAGGAAAAUCCUGAAAGUGAAAAGAACUCCCUUGCAGCUUCCACGUCUAAAACUUUUACUGGGCGUUUCAAGCAGCAAACUCCCAUUCGAACUCAUAAAGAUCGUUCAAGUUCUUUAUCGGCACUGGUGCGCUCUUCACCACAUGGCUCAUUGGGUUCUGUGGUAAAUUCUUUGUCAGGUCUGAAGCUGGAUAAUAUACUCUCAGGGCCUAAGAUAGAUGUGCUGAAAUCUAGUAUGAAACAAGCAGCAACAGUUGCCAGUAAGAUGUGGGUAGCUGUAGCAUCUGCCUACAACUACUCUGAUGACGAGGAGGAAACUGGUAGAGAUUACAGCUUCCCAGCUGGCCUUGAAGACCAUAUUUUGGGGGAGAAUAUAUCACCCAACACAAAUAUCACAGGGUUGGUCCCCAGUGAACUUACCCAGAGCAACACAAGCCUUGGUAGUAGCAGCAGCAGUGGAGAUGUAGGAAAGCUGCAUUACCCACCAGGUGAAGUUCUGUUUUCAAGAGGCAUAAAAGGGCAGGAGUUUGAAAAAUCAGACCAUGGUUCUUCUCAAAAUACUAGCAUGUCUAGCAUCUAUCAAAAUUGUGCAAUGGAGGUUUUGAUGUCAAGUUGUUCACAGUGCAGAGCUUGUGAAGCUUUAGUUUAUGAUGAAGAAAUUAUGGCUGGAUGGAUGGCAGAUGACUCAAAUUUAAAUACAACCUGUCCAUUUUGUAAAAGUAACUUUUUGCCUCUUCUCCAUAUAGAAUUUAAAGACUUGAGAGGCUCUGCAAGCUUUUUCCUGAAACCAAGUACCUCUGGUGAUAGUUUACAAAGUGGCAGCAUUCCAUUGGCAAGUGAACCUUUGGAACACAAACCUGUAUCCAGUUCAGCAGAACCUGACUUGAUCAACUUCAUGGAUUUCCCAAAAGUUAACCAGACCAUAACUGAAGAAACAAGCUCUGCAGUUGAAUCAAGUGGUGAAAUACAGAAAGCCAGUGGAGAUGUCCAAACUAUGAAAGUUUCACCUGUGCCUAGUAGCUUGACAAAGCGAAAUGUAUCUUUGACUCGAAGCCACAGUGUUGGAGGCCCCUUGCAAAAUAUUGAUUUUUCUCAGCGACCAUUUCAUGGCAUUUCAACAGUUAGUCUUCCAAAUAGUCUACAGGAAGUGUUGGAUCCUUUAGGAAAAAGGCCCAAUCCUCCCCCUGUUUCUGUGCCGUACUUGAGUCCUCUAGUGCUUCGUAAAGAACUUGAGUCUUUGUUAGAAAAUGAAGGUGAUCAGGUGAUUCACACAUCCUCUUUCAUCAAUCAACAUCCUAUCAUUUUCUGGAACCUCGUUUGGUAUUUCAGACGUUUGGACCUUCCUAGUAACUUGCCAGGGCUUAUCCUAACAUCAGAACAUUGUAAUGGAGGUAUACAGCUUCCUCUGUCAUCUCUCUCCCAGGAUAGCAAACUUGUGUAUAUUCAGUUGUUAUGGGAUAAUAUCAACCUUCAUCAGGAACCAGGAGAACCUCUAUAUGUCUCAUGGAGGAAUUUUAAUUCUGAAAAGAAAUUGUCUUUCCUGUCAGAGGAACAACAAGCAACAAGCACUUUAGUAGAAACCAUCAGGCAGAAUAUUCAACAUAAUGAUGUUGUUAAACCCAUCCUACUGCUUUCACAGCAAGUAAAGCCAGACAUGAAAAGACAAAGGAGUUUAUACAGAGAAAUACUCUUCUUAUCAUUAGUGUCUCUAGGAAGAGAGAAUAUUGAUAUUGAGGCUUUUGACAAUGAAUAUGGAGUUGCAUACAAUAGUCUAUCUUCAGAGAUUCUUGAGAAGUUGCAGAAAAUCGAUGCUCCACCAAGCAUUAGUGUGGAAUGGUGCAGGAAAUGUUUUGGAGCACCUCUCAUUUAAGUAACAUUCACUAAAGUUUUGGUCACAAAGCUAGGAGAGAACAGAUUCAAUCUGGAAGCAUUUAAAGGGUUUUACUAAUUCCCUAAUAGAUGAAAUGCUGAAGUGAAUGUUGGGAGUAUAUAAUGAAAUGUAAUUCCACUGAAUCAUCUCACAAUGUAAAAAUGCUACGCCGAUAACCCGUUUAUUGAUGUGGGAAGAUUUUCACCUUUACCUGCCUCUGCUCAAAACUGUUUGAUUUCCCAAUGUUUGAAGUAGCUUGGUAAUGAGAAUCACAUUCACCCUUGGUAUUAUUUGUAUUAGAAGCUAUUAGGUUUGGGGAAUGACAAACUUGUCUAAUCCCCAAACAAAUGAAAUCUCUCAAUUAUAAGAGCAACUCUGUUUAUGUGUAUAUAUUUGUGGCUGUUAGGUGUGUGUAUAUACAGCCAUAUUACAAGUAUGUAUUUAUUUAGAUUGCACGUUGCAAUACAAUUUUCUGAAAGGGGUCUCUAUUAAAUGGCUUAGUACUUAGUCAACCUCAAAGUUACCUUAAAGUCUGUUGAGUUACCUUGUCUCUGACUUUAAACUUUUUAUCUUCCCUCCAUAUUGUCUAGUCUUGCAUUAUGGAUUUUAUCUUGAAUACCCACUUACCCCUUCCAGUACAUUAAUUUACAGCAGCUUUAAAAUUGGAAAAUGAGCCAAUCAGACACUUUAAGUGAAUUAAAUCUGCUUUCUAGUUUACAUAACUGGAGCAUGCUUAAAAUGCUCAUGUAGUCUUUGGUUCUUAAAUUGUUCUGGCACGUUACCAGUCACUUUUAAAAACCUGUGGGAUGAACUUGCACUGCACAUGGUUUUGUUCUUGUAUAAUAUUUAGAUUUGUAUGCUUUUGAGUAAAAUGUGCAUUUGUAAAUAACUUUUUUAGUUUGAAUCAAUUAAGUCUUAAAACUUUAGUCUAACUUGUUGCCAGUAGGUUUAAGAAAAUCAUGACCUCACCCACCUCACAUUUAUCAUGCCUUUAAAAUAUCCUUUACGAACAGUAAGUUGCCUUAACUCUGUGUGGUUUAAAAAGCCAAUGGUUGUGUGAGUUUGUUAUUACCCAGACUAAAUCAUCUGAUGGAAAAAUUUAUUUCUAGAUAUACAACACAAAUGUCCUUCCACCCAGUGUAAUCUAAACCUUGAUGUGCCAGUGUCAUCAUUUCAGGGUUAACUAAGAUCUGUGGAGAAUUGUAGUUUCAACUGGUGAAAGAACAUACCAGAAAUUAUGUAAUCCCCCAUCUUCAAAAUGGACAUUUUGUACUGUCUCAGAGUUAACUAUUUUCUCAAUUAUAAGACUUGGUACUAGUAUUUUAUACUGAACAUUUAAAUGACCCAACAUAAAGUUUGGAAUUCUUGCAAAAAAAAAAAAAUGAAUUUGAAUAAAAUGAAAUUUUUAAGUUUGCUGUGCUUGUUUGUUACAUUUUUAAGACUCAUAAAAUACUUGAUUCACUUGGAACUUUUGUAAUACGCAUUUGCUUUCCCACUUUAGUCCUGAGUUACCUCUUCUAGUAUUCUGUAGCUUACACAUUUGACUAUACUGUCAUAUUACACAUUUAGAAACUUUCUAGUAACUUUGUAAAAUUACUGUUAGGCCUUUUAUACUGAAAUCUUUCCCUGCUGGCUUAGAAAAAGGCUUUGUCAAAACUACCUUUAAAGUCCUUCUCUAACACCACAGAGUAUCCACUAAAAAACAGCCCUAGAUAUAUUGUCUAGAGAACAGAUUUAAAUGAUUUGUAGCACUGUGUGAAAUGCAAACAUUUCAAAUUAGACCACAUUGCUUAUAUUGGUUUUGGAUAUUAUAUUGACUUAAAUUGCAUCCUGUAGUUUGAUUACAACAGUCUGCCUUUGCCAAUCAUCGCCCCUUUACUUCAUCUUUGGUAUAUACAGUGUUGAGCUGUGUAAAACAUUUCCCCUAUAGCAAUUUCUCAAUGUAAAUCUGCCAGAAUUUCUAACUAGAGCAGCCUAGAGACCCAACCUAUUUAGUGACUUGUACUCCUUGCAAUAAGGAAGCAGGUUUGGGUGGUUCUCAUGCUUUGUACAGAUUCAGUCAGGUUUACUAUAGAGCAAAGAAAGGACUGGCAACAGCUGAAAACAGUAAUACAAAACCAGGGGCUCCACCCCAAACUAAUUUAUUACAAAUGGUAUUUUAGAUCCCAGUUGAUCUAGAUGCUCAUUUAAAUUGUGAAACACUGCCUCAGUCUAUCUGAAAAAAUUUUAUGACCUGUGGUUGAAACACACUCCAGCAAAUAAGCAGUUCCUUUACAUACCAACCAUUAAAACCUAACCUGCCUUUUUAAAGAAGCUGCUAGUAAGGUUAAUAACUGUAAAUAAAGUCACUUUAGAAACUAUACAUGGUACAUUAGAAAGGUUAUAUUUUUAAAGAGGUAAAAAGUUAACUCCUUUUCAGAGUGUAACACAACAAAAAGCAUGAAUAACAAUUCACUUGACUUGAACUGCUUUUUUAAUGCAGUAAAUUUGCACUGGCUCUAAAAAGUUGUGAACUGUUUCCAUUAAAAUAUGCUUUUUAAAAGUUAUCCUUUUUACAUGUGGCAAAUGUCCUUUUUUUUUAAACAAAAGAAUGUAUGUAUUGUGUAUUCUUCAAAAUAAAGUAUAAAAAUGAUUACUGUUGUCAUUUAUUACUUUCUCUAAAUUAUUCCAGUCUUGCUUUUAGAGACAAUACCUUUUGCUAAGAAUCCUGAGUCCUUCACUAGUGCCAGAAAAACACCUCUGUGGAGUCUUUCCCUCUAUUACAAUAUUGGACUCAGUCUCUAAAUUUUAAUGCCAGUUUCACUACC